This is a messenger RNA of Gastrolobium bilobum, 1557 nucleotides long. RefSeq lists its product as uncharacterized. The transcript is spliced from 4 exons. The coding region runs from base 1 to 1557 and encodes 518 amino acids. The record is from RefSeq and is a predicted model, not a curated record. NCBI's taxonomy places the organism in Eukaryota, Viridiplantae, Streptophyta, Magnoliopsida, Fabales, Fabaceae.
AUGGCAAAUCUGACUUUGAGGCUUGAUAAGAUGCAACUUUCUGGUGUUCAGGCUAAAGCUGUUGCGGUUGUGUGUGAAUACUGCCAGGACAAUCAUGAGUCUAAUGAAUGUCCUUCUUUGCUGUCUUCUGAUCCUCCUCAACAAAUGCAGGUGAAUGGAAUUUGGUAUGAUCAAAGACCUCCGCCGCAAAAUAUUUCAAGAAAUCAGAAUUUUCCUUCUGGAAGUAAUAAUUUUCAGAAGAGGGUGCAGGGAACUGGUCUUGAUUUCAAGUCUAACAACUAUUUUCAGCCCCCACCAAUCCAGUCUAAGGAAUCUUCUGAUUUGGAGAAGCUAAAUCAAAUUGGCCAACUAGCUAAGAAAAUUGUUGAUAGAACUCCAGGUACUUUUCCUAGUAACGCAGUUACUAAUCCGAAGGAAGAUUGUUUGGCCAUUACAACUAGAAGUGGCAAAGUACUUUCAUCUCCUGAAGUUGAUAAGAGACUUGAUGAGGCGGGUGAGCCUGAAAAGGAAAUUGAAAAACCUGCUGAAGUAGUGAAGCCAGCUGAAAAAGAAAUUGAAAAAGGAAAGAAUGUGACUGCUGAAAAGAAUCAUGAAUUGAGUCCUGAGUAUAUGAGAGUUAUGGCACCUUAUCCUGAAAGAUUCAAGCAGGAUGUCCAGAAGCAGCAAUAUGCCAGAAAACACAAGUUGCAAGAAUGUCAGACGGUAACCCUCACUGAGGAGUGUAGUGCCAUAAUACAGAAGAAGUUUCCUCCCAAGCUUCGUGAUCCAGGGAGCUUCAACAUUCCAAUUGCUAUUGGUAAUACUGAUGUCGGCAAAGCCUUGUGUGAUCUUGGGGCAAGUAUAAAUCUGAUGUCAUUGUCUGUUUGUAAAUCUCUGGGAAUUUUUGAAUUGAAACCCACUAUGGUCUCUCUUCAACUUGCUGAUAGAUCUUUGAGGAGGCCUAGUGGGAUUGUUGAAGAUGUCCUGGUUAAAGUGGACAAGUUCAUCUUUCCAGCAGAUUUUGUGGUAUUGGACAUGGAAGAGGGAACUGAAAUGCCUCUUUUGAUGGGUAGACCUUUCUUGGCUACUGCUCGGGACAUGAUUGAUAUUGAAAACGGGAAGCUUGAACUUGAUGUUUUAGAUAAAGUGGUAGAAGAAGAGAAAUAUUUUAGUCAAGACCUUGAAAAAGAACUUGAGGCACAUGAUAUUGUUCCUUUUAAGGAAGAAAAGAGUGUUGUGUUUGAGGUUCUUGAGAAGAAGGACUCUGACAAAGAAGAUGGAGCCCCAAAAGUAGAGUUAAAGGAGUUGCCUGAAACUCUUAAAUACAUCUUCUUGGGUGAUGAGGAGACUUAUCCUGUCAUCAUUAAUAAAGGGUUGUCUGAAGAGCAGGAAAUGAGGUUGACAGAGGUGCUGAAGAACCAUAAGACUGCCAUAGGGUGGUCUAUUUCUGAUUUGAAGGGUAUAAAUCUCUCAUUUUGUACUCAUAAAAUUCUCAUGGAGGAUGAUGUCAGACCAGUAAGGCAACCUCAAAGGAGGCUUAAUCCUACAAUGAAGGAGGUGGUGAGAAAAGAAGUGUGA